AAAAGUUUAUUUUUCCAAAACAAAAACCACCCCUACGUCCCAGCGGUGAAAUUGUGCGCUUCUUAGUGUGCGUGUGGUGUUUAGUGUGCUUUAUUUUUUAUUUUUUGUUGGGGCCAUCAUUCCAUCAUUCCAAAACCCAAGCAUCCAGCGUGCAACAAUGAUUGGAUUUAAAUUGCUUACCAUCGCCACCUGUCUGGCCGGCGUUAUCCUUGCCCAGGACUACCAGGAGUAUCGACAGGCGCCGCUCCGGAUCGGCACCAAGGCGGAAGAACCAAAACCGACGCCGGUUCCCAUCUUGAAGCAGAUCAACAGACACAACGAAGAUGGUUCGUACACGUACGGUUACGAAGGUGCGGACGGUUCGUUCAAGAUCGAAACGAAGCUGGCAACCGGCGAGGUAAAGGGCAAGUACGGGUAUGUCGACGAAACGGGCAAGGUGAAGGUGGUGGAGUACGGUGCGAACAAGUACGGUUUCCAGCCGUCCGGCGAAGGUAUCACCGUACCGCCACCGACGCUCGUCGACGAAACGACCGGCAAGGACGAUCUGCUCGAGGACGAUGACGGUAACGUGCCGGUUGCGCCGCGCCUGCAGAAACAUCGACCCGUCUCGAAGCCACGCUUCCAGGAGGUGCCGAUCCAGCAACACCAGCAGCAUCACCAGCACCAGCACCAGCAGCCACAGCGUCCUCAGCAGCAGUACUACGACUACGAUGAGCAGCCCGCGCCGCUGCCCCAGCCCAAGUACCAGCCCGCACCGCAGUACGUGCAGCGGUCCCACUUCGGUUCCGCACCGGCCCAAUCGCCGUCGGUAGGACCGGCGCCACCGCGUGCCCAGAUCCCGAACGCGGUACCGGUGGACGUUGUCUACGCACCGAAGCAGCUGCCCGCCCGCCCGGACGCCGAGUAUCGCAAUGUGGGACCGCAAACAUUCCCCGCCGCCGCACCGGCCCCCGAACCCAAGAUCCGCUACUCCCAGCCCUCGUUUGCACCGUCCGCUCUCCCACCGCAGCACACCGCCAAAUCUGCCAAUCCCGUCCCACUGCAGCCUGCCUUCCCGCAGCCCCGACCCCAGCCGGCCAUCUAUCAGCCGCGUCCUGCGCAGGGACGUAGCACGAGUGUGCUCGAUCAGCUGGCGAAGGACUAUGCGCUACCGCAGGGAGGCGCUGCACCGCUUCACGACAUCACCUUCGGCUACUACUGAGCAAAACGAUCUCUGGAGCUCUCCUGGUGUCCACCUGCAAACAACACCGCGUUCUCAUCUUUCGCCACCUCAAUACCCGCCAACCAACCAUCUCCUGCUCUACCCGCUCCCCCUCCACCCAACCAUUCGCACCAUCUGAGCGCACCUUUUGCAAAACUCCUACGCACCCGUGAAGAACUGAUGUCACCGUAGCGUUAA
This is a messenger RNA of Anopheles moucheti, 1399 nucleotides long. It is a transcript of the gene Cpr97Ea, whose product is annotated as proline-rich proteoglycan 2. Gene Ontology annotation, cellular component: chitin-based extracellular matrix. Lineage: Eukaryota; Metazoa; Arthropoda; Insecta; Diptera; Culicidae. The coding region runs from base 158 to 1201 and encodes 347 amino acids. The record is from RefSeq and is a predicted model, not a curated record. Gene Ontology annotation, molecular function: structural constituent of chitin-based larval cuticle. The transcript has 6 exons.